Molecule: messenger RNA, 909 nt
Organism: Pieris napi
Lineage: Eukaryota; Metazoa; Arthropoda; Insecta; Lepidoptera; Pieridae
Product: larval cuticle protein LCP-22-like
Exons: 4
Coding region: 124-792 (222 amino acids)
Cellular component (GO): chitin-based extracellular matrix
Molecular function (GO): structural constituent of chitin-based larval cuticle
Source: RefSeq, a predicted model, not a curated record
AAAUAUUAUUGCAAUUCGUAUUCGUAGUAGGUGGUUCCUUGAGCCAUAUAUAAGCGUGCGCGGAUUUUUUACCGGCAUUCGAACUAGUUCAACCAAACUAGGCAACAAUCAAAAUAAUCAAAAAUGAGAUUCGCCGUACUUAUCGCCUGCGUUGUGGCAGUUGCCAGCGCUCAAUUUAACCAGGGACAAUAUGUACCAAACGACCAGAGUGGUCAGUACAAGAAGUUCAACCAGUACAACCCCUUCAGCAACCAAUUCCCUGGACGUAGCCAAUACAACCAAUACAACCGUUACCAACCCCAGCCUACCUACAAACCCUUCGUUACUUCCACUCCCUACCCCGUCCGCCCUGUGACCGUUACUGAGGCCCCAGUUGCCGUUAGCAUCGGCAAGUUUGCCCCCGUCCCAGCCCCAAAACCAGUCCAAUACCCCGUCGUUGCUGUCGCUAAGGUUGCUGCUGAUGCACGUUCCGCUGAAACCGUGAGGUACGGCAACGAAGUCGAAGCUGACGGCAGCUACAACUACUUCUACGAGACCAACAACGGUAUCGCGGCUCAAGCCCAGGGUGUCCCACGUACCUUCGCCGGUAACCCCCCAGUAUCCCCCGCUGUGGCCCAAGGAUCUUUCUCCUGGACCUCUCCCGAGGGAGAAGUUAUCUCAAUGACCUACGUCGCCGAUGAGAACGGUUACCAGCCCCAAGGAAACGCUAUCCCCGUAGCCCCAGAAGUACCAGCCCAGAUCGCCCGCGCUCUGGCCUACAUCGCUAAAUACGCCCCCGUCGCCCGGGAAUAAACAGGAUCAACAAUGACAAUCACAUCCAACUAGUUUAAAAUUAGUGCCAUUUAUCUGUUGUUGCAUUUUCUUUAUCUGUUAUCAUGUACAAACAAAUAAAUUAUAAAAUUAUCUGUA